Molecule: messenger RNA, 2573 nt
Organism: Neogale vison (American mink)
Lineage: Eukaryota; Metazoa; Chordata; Mammalia; Carnivora; Mustelidae
Gene: GMNC
Product: geminin coiled-coil domain containing
Exons: 5
Coding region: 193-1197 (334 amino acids)
Biological process (GO): negative regulation of cell cycle; negative regulation of DNA replication
Cellular component (GO): nucleus
Source: RefSeq, a predicted model, not a curated record
CCCACGUCACCAGUUUGACAGCCUCGCACGAAAUCCGGGGGCGGUGCUCGCCCGGAGUCCCAGGCGUCACUGGGAGUUCCCGCAGAUUAGAACUCGCCUCUCCUAGCCCCUCCCCUCAGUCCCAUUUAAAGCUCCCACGGCUUUCCGAAAAAUUGAAGGCUCAGUUUCUGCAGCGCCUUCUUCCACUGCAAGAUGAACACUGUUCUGCCUUGCCAAGACCAGUACUUUGUAGGAGGUCAGAGUUAUAAUUGCCCGUAUUCCACUACAACGUCAGAAUCUAGUGUUGACGUUUCCACGGAGACUUGGGUCUCUUUCUGGACUGCUGGUCUCCUGGACAACAGAGAGCCCCAACAAGCACCACAGGCACUGGAAUCAUCCUGUGACUCCAGUUUCCCUGCUCCUAACUCGUGUUCAUGGGAAGAAGCUCAGCUUUCCUCUCAGCUCUACAGAAACAAGCAGCUCCAAGAUACUCUGGUGCAGAAGGAAGAAGAACUUGCUAGGUUACAUGAAGAGAAUAACCAUCUCAGACAAUACCUGAAUUCUGCUUUGGUUAAAUGUCUUGAGGAAAAGGCCAAGAAAUUGCUGUCAUCAGAUGAGUUCUCCAAAGCAUUUGGACAAUUCAGAAAGGGAAAGAGGAAACCCAAAGAGAAAAGAUACUUUCCUCCUGAGAUCCCCCACCACAAAAAUGCCAAGAGAAACCUCUCUAGUGAAUUUGCUAACUGUGAAGGACAACCUGGGCCCCCUGUGGACCCUUGGGUUCUUCAGACCCUUGGGUUAAAAGACCUCAACACCAUCGAUGACACUUUAUCAGCUAACUACAGUGCCCACUCCUCUCAUCCCAGAAGAAUUGACAGCACAUUUCCUCCAUUUCUGGAUGAUACAGUUGAUUAUGAAAAUGUCCCCAGGGAGGAUCUGCCAAUUGACUAUGGAGGCGACCCAGCAACCCCCUCACAUGGCACUGCUGGGCACAGGGAAGAUUUUCACUUCCUCUCUCAACUUUCAAAUCCCCCAGGAGGGCUGCAAACUUCUCCUUACUAUACUUCUGAUGUGUCACCCAAUAAAACAGAGAUGGCCUUUUCCACAUCCCUGAGCCCUCACUGUAAUGUGAAAACUCAUUCCUUCCACCAGGGACAAGCCUUUGUUUGUCGAGAUGAGGAGGGAGGCUGGAAGUUUACCUGGGUCCCUAAGCAGUCUUAGUGACCUCCCUUCUAUCACGAAAGACUGCCAUAAACUCUGUUUACAAAGACCUCUCUUGCACUUGAACCUGACUAUUUGGAACACAGAAGCUUUUGCCCUGACUGUCUCCUGCCACUUUAAAUGUCACUCUCAAUUACCCACUUAAAUCUGCAGAGAACAGCUUCCACGAAUCCAUAAUGAAACAUGCCUGCUCUUCUUUCACCUAAAUUUGACAUGUUUACACACCAGCACCUGCUGUUGACUUCAUCCCUUCGCCCUGUACCUGAAAAGGUAUUUUCCAAUUGUCCGAAUAUUCCUUCGAGGCCUACAUAUGCUGUUCCAAUUAUAACAAGUCUAACAGCUUUUCUCCUUUCAUCAAGCAGUUUAAAUGUUCAUAGCCUCUACCCUCUCACUUUUAUCCUGUCCUGUUCUUCUUCAUUUCUGAAAACUGCCUCGAGAGUGAACACUGUUAUCGCUCCAGGUGUUUGUUCUUGAGUGCUCCGAUCUUGGGGGUGGGGUAGAAACAAGGGUCUCUGGACAUCGUCAUUCCCAAAGACAUAAUGUAGAUGUGAGCAGUGCCACGUGUAGAGCAGUUCAGUAAGUUAUGCGCCCUGUGGAGUUGACAAAGAGCCUCUUCAAUGAGUUGCAACUCUACUGAAUAAGCAAUACCACUGAUAAAUCAAAAGAUGAAAAAUAAUUAAAAUUUAUUCAAAAUAUGCCACAGUAUAUCAGCUUCUAUAGGCAUCUGACAUUGCCUCUUUAACCAACAUGACUCAAACUAGAACAUGGCUAAGGGCUGCUUGAUAACAACAAGUUGUCAUCUUAAUCGCCCAGAUGCUGUCAAGGGUCUGGUCCUGCCAGUAUUGUCUAGCCAAACUCUGUCGUUGUCUCCCUCAUUCAUUCACUUACUCAUCUACUCAGUUUUCCAUUCAUUGGCCCACGCAAAAUAUUCGUACAACACCUGCCAUGUACCAGGCGCUGUCCUAUGGAGUGGUGAUGGAAUAAAUGAGAGCAAGUUAGACCUUGUGGCCACCCUCAUGAGACUCAGAGCCAAUAUUUGCUGUAACCUUGAGAAACCUAAUUCCCAAGGGUGAAGAUUCACUUUUCCUGGCUGCAGAAUACAGAAGAUAGAUGAGACCAUCACUAACAUUCUAUAAACUGAGGCUGGGUCCAUCAGCUUUACUCCAACACUGCCAACCCAGCUCACUCUUCUCUUUAGUUUUGAUAGACACUAUAGGUAUGUUGGAUGAGCUUUACAUACAAUUUUUCUUAAACAUGAGCCAUUUGUAGUCGACACAAGAAACCAUUGCUCUGAUCACAGUAUUCUUUUUCUGGUAUGAGCCCAUGUUAUAGGUUAAUUCAGUCUAAGUAUGGGAGAGUAACUUGCAUCUAACAAA